AUGGGAACGAAUGGGUGUGAUGGCCGUCAGUCUAUUCAUCACGAUUCUCCUCCUUUCCAUCAAAUUUCCCCGUCAAUUCAACAAAGCGAUCAUUUGGAUCAAUUCACAGCUCCGAUAGAUCGAGAUGAAAUUCUGUCUGGUGAUCGUCGUACUUUGAACAGUAAAGAUACCGUCCUUCAAAUAGCUUCAAAUAGUUUGAGAUCUUGUCAGAGAAAUUGGAAUCAAACGCAACAAGAACUCGUCGAGGCCCGAGGAAAAAUCAGCGGACUCGAGACGGAAAUUAUUCAGCGCAACAGAGCGGAACGAAACGAAGGAGAAAGAUGUCGAGAUGAGCCGAUUGACAGCAAACUGGCUCAAAUGAGGCGAAUU
Molecule: messenger RNA, 369 nt
Organism: Mesorhabditis belari
Lineage: Eukaryota; Metazoa; Nematoda; Chromadorea; Rhabditida; Rhabditidae
Source: the annotation of a GenBank genome assembly